This is a messenger RNA of Vitis riparia (riverbank grape), 1224 nucleotides long. Its product is annotated as myb-related protein 330-like. Lineage: Eukaryota; Viridiplantae; Streptophyta; Magnoliopsida; Vitales; Vitaceae. The record is from RefSeq and is a predicted model, not a curated record. The coding region runs from base 1 to 1224 and encodes 407 amino acids. The transcript has 4 exons.
AUGGCAAGACCAGAGGAGCAGAGACCACGAUGGACCGAAGAAGAAGACCGGAUGCUCUUUGAAUGUAAAAGCAGAAAUUUGGAUCUACCUUGGCCAAAUAUAGCAGAGCUGGCAGGGCUGAGCAGGAGUGGUAAGAGUUGUAGGGAGAGGUGGAAAAACCACCUGGAUCCUAAUGUUAAGAGAGGGAACUUCUCUCAAGAGGAAGACGAAACCAUCAUCCGCCUCCAUUCAAGUCAUGAGAAUAGGGGAACCGAUAAUGCUGUCAAGAACCGCUGGAACAACCAUUUGAAGAAUAAGCUAAUUGGGAGAAGUACUGAUCAUCAGAAUAUUCCUGACCCACAAAGUAGCACCGAAGAUCAGCCACACGCCACACAACUCUUUCAUCUCAACCACAAUAUUAAUCCACACGCAAGCUCAAGCUCCAUUCCUUCACCGAGUGAUGAUGAGACUAUCCAUCACGCUUUCGGGGGAGAUUACUUUGCGUUUGAGCCCACACAACUCUUUCAUCUCAACUACAAUAUUGAUCCAAACCCAAGCUCAAGCUCAAUUACUACACCGGUUUCAGCGUCACAAGAAAUCGCCAACCCUUGGUCCAGUUUUGAAUUUGCCUACCCAUAUCUUCCGAUUGAUCGUGAGACUAUCCAUCACUCUCUCGGUGGAAAUUACUUUGAGUUUGAGCCCACACAACUCUUUCAUCUCAACCACAAUAUUGAUCCAAACGCAAGCUCAAGCUUGAUUCCUACACCGGUUUCAACAUCACAAGAUAUCGCCAGUCCUUGGUCCAGUUCUGAAUUAGCCUACAUAGAAUUUUCAGGGGGAUAUCUUCCGAGUGAUGAUGAGAAAAUCCAUCACUCUUUCAGGGGAGAUUACUCUGAGUUUGAGCCCACACAACUCUUUCAUCUCAACCACAAUAUUGAUCCAAAAGCAUGCUCAAGCUCGAUUCCUACACUGGUUUCAGUCUCACAAGAAAUCGUCAACCCUUGGUCCACUUUUGAAUUAGCCUACCCAGAAUUUCCAGGAGGUUAUCUUCAGAGUUAUGAUGAGACUAUCUGUCACUCUUUGGAGGGAGAUUACUUUGAGUUUGAGCCCACACAACUCUUUCAUCUCAACCACAAUAUUGAUCCAAACGCAAGCUCAAGAUCGAUUCCUACAUCGGUUUCAGCCUCAGAAGAAAUCGCCAGCCUUGGUUUCAGCCUCACCGGAGAGCGAGUUCAUGCCAACUGA